Molecule: messenger RNA, 579 nt
Organism: Neoarius graeffei (lesser salmon catfish)
Lineage: Eukaryota; Metazoa; Chordata; Actinopteri; Siluriformes; Ariidae
Gene: pold4
Product: DNA polymerase delta 4, accessory subunit
Exons: 5
Coding region: 114-434 (106 amino acids)
Biological process (GO): DNA-templated DNA replication; DNA synthesis involved in DNA repair
Cellular component (GO): delta DNA polymerase complex
Molecular function (GO): DNA-directed DNA polymerase activity
Source: RefSeq, a predicted model, not a curated record
AAUGAGUGUACGUAGCCCUCCACCUCUUCCUUGUUUUGUAAACAACCAGGCCACGGAAUUAAAAUCCCCACAGUCCAAAUUAAACCUGUUCUGAGAUUAAAAACUAAAGAGACAUGACAGCCAAACGUGGCCUCAUCACAGAUACAUUCAAGGUAGUGAAGAGAUGUAACAGAAAGAAUAAAAAACCUCCAUCACCCCCAGCUGCAGAUGCAGAACUUCCUCACCUGAGUGAGCAAGACACUGAUCUACAGGAGCUGAGGAAGUUUGACUUGGACUGGAAGUUCGGCCCAUGUACAGGGAUCAGUCGCUUGCAGAGGUGGGAGAGAGCAGCCCUACAUGGCCUGAACCCCCCACAGGAGAUUAAAGACAUACUGCUGAAGGAGACUACAGACCCAGACUACACACACAGUCUCUGGUAUGACUAUCCCUUUUGAAGAAACAUGGGUGAAGAAGAUGAGACAGCAGUGAGAGAAUGGAUUGUCAUGGUUAUCAUCAUUGUUCAUGUUUGAAUGUUGCUGGGGGGGGGUUUGUGCUUACUAAUUUUUACACUACAUUUUUAUAAAGUGGAGUUUUAUUCAA